UUGCAGAUUAGAAUUGAUAGGCCAAUAGCUGGUCAUUUGGCAAUUGCGAGCAAAAGUUCGUUGGAGCGAACGGUCACUGCUCGAAUACAAGUUGAUUUGACGAGUUACACGGGGUUGGUGAUCGCACAUGUGUAUCUUUUCGAGGAGCUUCUCAUCCUCAAGCCCAAACAAAGUGAGACGGUGAUGUUUAGCGUGCCGGCAGAUUGUUUGCGGGAUAUGUUCACCGAGGACUGGGAUAUAACGAUAACGGCGCUUGCACGAGUUCUUCAUACUGAUGAACGAUUUUACACGCAGCAAGUUCUCACAUUGCUCAAACCUACGCUUUCUAUCAAGAAGGUUCAUUUUUCGAAUCUUGCAUUUGCGAUAGUUUAA
Gongylonema pulchrum is the source of this 372-nucleotide messenger RNA. The record is from the annotation of a GenBank genome assembly. Lineage: Eukaryota; Metazoa; Nematoda; Chromadorea; Rhabditida; Gongylonematidae.